AUGUUCCGUACCGCCACGCGCGUUGCCACCAAGGCCACGGCCUCUGCGGCCGCGACCACCGCCGCUGCUUCCGCGUCUGGCGUGGGGCUGAGCACCGCAUUUGCGGAGCCCGCACUACAGAGCGACGCAUCCGUUCCGUUCGGCUACAAUGGCUCCCUCCGUCCGCUCGACGGCAGCUGGGAGGAAAUCCCGAAGCCCGCUUCCCCCACUCUCCCCGCGUUCCCGCAACCCGCGGAAUCCGCCAGCGCCUCCGUUUCGGGCUCCGCGCGAGCGGCGAGGCAGCGGGCGAGCGCGCGCGUGAUUUCUCUUGCGCCUCCCAGCAGGGAAGAGACGGACGCCGCGUGGGCGGAGGUGGUUUCCACCAUGAUGGCGCCGCCUCGCGCGUCUCACUCUGCGCUUGCAAGCCCCGUUGCUUCCGGUGGUACCGCGCGCGCAAGUCUUACCGCUAGCAUCGCGGGUGCUUCCGCGAGUCGUGCCGGGGAGGAGGAGGGCAUGGCGGAGAGCACAUGGGAGAGCGAUUGGGGGAGCGAGUGGGGGAGUAAGAGCGCGACCGCGUGGGACAGCAUGGGCGACGACGCCGCUGCGUCCAUGGCGGCGUCGGAGCGCGCGCUGCAGGUGGCUCGCGCGUCGGCUUCUGACGCGGCGUGGCAGCACAUUGCGGGCGGAGCGCUUGCUGCGACGCAGGGAGUGACGGCGCGCAUGCAGCAGCGCGGGGGAAACCAGGCGCACCAGCAGCAGUACCACCAGCAGUAUCAGCAGCAGAUUCAGCAGUACCAGCAGAACCCCAUCGCUAUGCUGCUCGCGCAAGUGGAGGCGGAUCGCGAGGCCGUGGCGACGGUGCGCAGUCUGGCGUCGAGUCCGGGGGUGUUCAUGGCGAUCGUGAACGACCCCGUCAUGCAGGAGUUCAUCCGCAGCCGAGGCGGCGUCCACAUGCCCGGCGUCAACAGCAUCACUGAGGUUACAGAGCACCUUGUUCCCGGACAGCAGCACCAGCCUCUGCAGUCUGCAAUUGAUGCGCGUGGAGCAGGCAGUGCGGGAGGGGUUGCGGACGCUGGUGCUGCUGGUGGCAGUGCGACAGGUGCAUCUGGUGGCAGCAGUGCGUCUGGUCUUGCGGGGCUCAUGACAGUGGUGUGCUUCCGCCCGCCACCAUUGCUCUCCAACAUUCCAUCCUCCACCGUCGCAUCCACUCCACUACCUCUUCCACCAUUUUCCAUCGACACUUUACAUUCAACUCGCCUUCCGCUCUCCGCUGUUGCGCCCCCUUCCACCAGCCUUGUCUUCCACUGCCGAGUCACAUCCACCAUCUCCUACGCGGCCUCCAUCUCGUCCCCUUCCGUCCCCACUACAAUAUCGCACGCUUCCCGAAGCGCGCUCGCGCUACGUAAACCGCAUGUCGAAAUCUCGUCAUCCGUACUGACAGCAAGGCACAACGCGGCGGCCAUCACUCGCCAUCCGUCUCUUUCCAGCGUGAAACGCGGCGGCCUGCAACUUCUGCCAACUCGCUGCGAGGCGGCGUCUUCCCCGCCGCCGGGAGGGCCGGCGGGAGGCGGUGGCGGAAGCGGCGGAGCGAGCGACAGCCUGAAGCGCGCCGCACGGGAGUUCUUCUCGGCAAAUCAAGGGCACCACCGCGACCACCACCAGGGGGUGCACCUCCCAGCCAGCAGCAGCAGCACCACGCCGCACAGCGCGGCCACGCCGUCUGCAGCGCCCAUGGACAGCCAAGUCGAAGACGCGGUUUCCAGUGCCUAUCGUAAGAAGGUCGUGAAAGAGGGUCGCACUUCUCGGGGGAGCUCCGCUGGUAUCACCAGCGGUAGUAGCUACUUGGUGCGGGACGAGGACCUGGCGUGGUCCGCGCUGAUUGGGCGGCUGGCGAAUGGACAGAGCGCCGGCGGCACAAAGGACGGUGAUAACCGGGGCCUGGCAGCAGCGGUGCUGGAUGCAGCGGCACUCCUGCCCGAGAUUGCAGCUCUGCGUGUGGAUGCCUCUGCUGCACCAGCCGACAGGUUGCCUCUCCUCCGCAUUGACAGCAGCGCUGGUGCCGCUGGCAUGGCGAGUGCUGCUACCACCACCGCCUCCGCUGCUACAGCCACUGCUGGGCCUGCGGUCGUGAAAGCAGCGCUGAUCAAUGGCAAGUCAAGCAAGUCAAACGCAGUGGCGCCCAACUCCGUCAUUGAGCAGUCGUCCCUCUCGAAACUUGAAGCUGCUUCUGCUGGUGACAGCGAUGCUGCAGGACGCACUGGUGGGCUGGAUGCUGUGCAGACGAAGCAGCAGCAGGGCGUGGGGGGCGAGCAGCAAGGGUUGGGCAUCAUUCCGUUCCUCAAGGGCAAGCACAUCCUCAUCACCGGCGCCACUGGCUUCCUUGCUAAAGCGCUGGUGGAGAAGAUACUGCGAGAGCAGCCGGACGUGGGGCAGCUGUACCUGCUCAUCCAGCCGCGGGGAGACACCACUGCGCACCAGCGCCUCACCUCCCAGGUGAUCCCAUCGGCCAUCUUUGCACAUCUGAAGCAGCGGCACGGCGAGGGCUACGAGGCGUUCAUGAGCAGCAAGCUGACAGCGGUGGACGGCAACAUAGGCGAGGAGCACCUGGGGCUCAGUGCUGUUACUUCGGCUGCUCUGGCAGAUAAAGUGGAUCUCAUUAUCAACUCCGCCGCCACCACUGACUUUGACGCCCGGUACGACGUGGCGUUGAACAUCAACACGCUGGGUCCUCGGCGACUGCUGGCCUUCGCCAAGCAGUGCCACCACCUGCAGCUGCUGCUGCAUGUCUCCACGGCGUACGUGAAUGGCAAGCGCAAGGGGCAGGCAAUGGAGCGUCCCUUUGCACCCGGCGACACCAUCGCAGCAGAGAUGCUCGCACAGGCCGCCCACUCCCCUGCUGCCGCCGCGGCCGCUGCUGCAGCAGCAGGCAUCCCCGCUCUCGACGUGGACGGGGAGGUGACGUUUGCGCAUAAAGAGCGCGCAGAGGUGGAGGCAGCAGCAGUGGCGAGGGGCGCAAGCAAGGACGAGGUGGUGGCGGCUGUCAAUGGGCACAUGUCCGCCCUGGGCCGCGCCAGGGCACAGGUGUUUGGGUGGCAGGACGCGUACGUGCUGUCCAAGGCCAUGGGGGAGAUGACACUGGGGGAUCAGCGUGGAGGAGCACAGGGGGAGGAGGAGGAGGGGGGUGCAGGGGUGGUGCCAGUGGUGGUGGUGCGGCCGAGCAUAGUGGAGAGUGCGUUGUGCGAGCCCAUGGCAGGGUGGAUGGAGGGCAUGCGCAUGGCGGACCCAAUCCUCAUGGCAUACGGCAAGGGCGCCAUGGCCGGUUUUCUCGCCGAUGGAGUGGCUGACAUUAUCCCAGUGGACUUUGUCGUGAAUGCCAUCCUAGCUGUCGCUGCCGGCAAUGCCAAGCUGCCCCCACAGGCACCUGAUGGCGUCACUGUCAGCAGCACCACCACCAUUGCUGCUUCUGCCUCUGGCUACUGCCUGCCUCGUGUGUACCACGUGACAACUUCAGUGGCGAACCCUCUGCAUGUGAAUACCAUUGCUGAUGCUGCCACGGACCAUUUCGCUGCCAAGCCCAUGAAGCAGAAGGAUGGCUCGCCCAUUUCUGUCGCCCCCGCUAGAGUCUUCAAAUUCCCCGUGCUGUUUCUCCUGGACCUCUGGAUCCGAUACCAACUCCCCAUGCUGCUGAUGAAGCUCUUUCCGAAAAAGGGGGCAUCAACAGCACGUCGGACUAUGAUUAUGAUGAAGACGAUUGAGUCACUCAUGCACUUUGCCAAGAUAUACUCACCAUACACCUUCUACGAAGCACGGUUCGACUCCAGCAACACUGAAGAGCUCUUUGCAAAGAUGUCAUUGGAUGAGCAGCAAAAGUUUAACUUCAAUGUGCGCAACAUCAACUGGCACAACUACAUGUGCAAUGUCCAUAUCCCAGGACUGCGCAAGUUCGAGAUUCAAAUAAUUAGGGCUCACAGCAGCAGCUGCGAUUCAACAGUGUGCGGGCUGUGCUCCUCAGCUCGCCUCUUCUGGCUGCUUCCGGAGAGAAGGGCGCCUGAAUUAGACUUCGACAAAAGAUACGCCCAAUCCUGCUCAUCGUUCGGUAUCAACCCGCCGCUCGACAUCCUCAGCGCUCUCGCGUCACCCUCGCACCGCAUAUCAGAGGACGGGUCGCCGCAGUUGGCGGUGGAGCUUCCCCUCGCGCACCUGUCGGACGCGGUCGCGGUGACACUGGGCGAGUUCCUGGCGACGGCGUGUCCGGAGUUGCAUAUCGUGGAUGUCAGCAGCGCGGACGCGGUGCCUACCGUGAGCGGGCACGGCAUUCUGUUCCUGCUGCGCGCCGUGGGCCCGCACCUGCAGCACGCCAACCUCUCCAACAUCCCGCUCGGCCGCGAGGCCUUCAGAGAUUUGUUUCAGCGCGGGUUGAACGCGCGCAGCCUGUGCUUCUCCUUCUGCCGCGUGCGCAAGCUCGACUUCGUGGGCGCAUUCCCGCGCCUGCGCUCCCUGGUGCUGGACCACAACCCCGCCAUCACGUGCCUCCCCGACGGCUGCUUCUCCAACGCGCCGUCGCUCACGUCGCUCUCCCUCUGCGCCACGGGCAUCUCGAAUCUCUGGACCACCGUCGCUGCGCUAGCCAAGCUCCCCCUCUUGCGCCAGCUCCGCUUCCAGCGCUGCAUGUGCUGCCGCGGCGACACGUCCGCGUGCGCGGAGCUGGCAGCGGGGCUGGCUGGCGAUCCCGCGGAGGCGGACGAGGGCGCGCGGAGGGAGGUGGCAAGAGCCGAUGGUGGAGCUGGUAAUGCUGAUGAUGGUGGUGCUGGCGUUGGUGGCGGGGGUGGAGAUGUGGUGGAAGUAAGGGCUUGGUUGGGUCAGGAAGAGGUGCAGGAGGGCAUGGCGAUGGACGAGGUCAUGCGCGAUUGGGAAGCGGAGGGGCAGACGCCGGGCGAUCGAGGCGAUGCGCAGGCCUUGGCGUUUGCGGCUGAGCAAGUGGGGGUGGGGUUCGGUGGGCCGGGGGAUGCAGAGCUCGGUAUGGUUGGCGAUGCGGAUAUGAGGAACGCGGGGGGAGAGGGGGAAGAGAGGGGAGAGGAGGAUGAAAUGUCUGACGAGGAUGUGAGUGAGGAGUGUUCAGAGGAAGAAGAGGAGAGCGACGAGGACGAGGAGGAGAGAGAGCGCAGGGACGGUGAGUUUCGUCACGCGGGCAUGCCAUGGCAGCAUGUUCUGUCUCGUGAACCGAGGGGACUGAGGCAAGGAGGUGGAGUGCAGGAGAACGCAGCAGAAGCAGCAACUGCGGGGAACAAUGGCGGUGCAACAGGCGCGCACACUGAGGGUCCUGUCCCCAGAGCAGUUCCUCUGGGCCCCUCACCGCGCAUGCGUGGCGGUCGCCUUCAGCAGCACCAACCUCUGUUCCGACCCGUUCGUGCUGCCCGCACUGCUGCUGCUGUGCCGGGUGCAGGGGAAGCACAGGGCACGGGUGUGUUGGCCGCGCAUCCGGUGGUGCUAACAGCAGCAGCACGCGGAGCAAGGGAACAUACAUCAGUUGGGACAGCAGCAGCAGCGGCUGUCAGGGCGGAGACAGUGGCAGGGGCAGCAGGUUUGGUUGGGGCUGGAGGAGAUAUGGCUGGAGGGCUCAGGGCACGAGAGCUGGACUUGAUGAGCUAUCUUAUGGAGGAUGCGCCCAGGCGUCUCCGUGGCAGGGAAACUGGUGCUACUGCUACUGCUCCCAACAAUCAGCGCGCAGGUGUUGCUCGUGCUGGUCAUGCUGUUGCUGCUAAUGGUGCUGGUGCUGCACGCAAUGACAACCGCGCGUCGGAAGGCCCGCAUGCCGCAGCGCCGAAUCUCCUGCAGCACUCGUCGCCCAUCUGCCACGUGCCGCACUACCGUGCGUUUGUGCUGUCGUCCCUGCCGCAUCUAGACGUUCUAGAUAACAUGGCCGUGAGGGAGGGCGAGCGUGCGCAGGCGGCGGGCGAGUGCAAGAGCAGCUUUGAGCCGCUGCCGUACGGGCUGGGCAGCAUUGGUAAUGUCGUGCACCUGCUGAGGCGCAGAGAGAUCCGUGCUCCGCUCAGAGCACUCGCCUCUGUCGCUGCCCGCCCACUUCCCACCCAGCAAAGCGUUUCCAAGGAGAAUUUGCCCCCUGUUGGUGUCGCCACUGGUACUGCUGUCGCUGGUGCUGCUGUUGCUGCUGCUGCUGCCGCCACACCUGUCCUUGCAUCUGAUACAUCAUCAGCUGGCUGCGUGACUGGCAGCACUGGUGGGCCUGCGGGAGACACAGCAACGGAGGAGCCGGUGGGGGGACAGCAACGGCAGCAAGAAACGGUCGCGGGCGUAUUGGGCAGUGGGAGGGGGGAUGGUGCUGACAGCGAGCGAGUAGGGCAGACUGACAUGGAGUAUACAUCGCAUGAUGGCGGGGGCGACGAAAAUGGUGAUGGCGAUGAUGGUGACGAGGAUGACAGUGGUGAUGGUUAUGAUGAUGACGCCGGGAAGGGCAAGGCACCUGUGGAAGAGCAGGAGCCAGAACCCCCCUCAGCGCGGCUGUGGCGUGCUACAGCCGGAGCCAAGGGCGGCAGCGUGGAGGGCUACAGGCGUGCGCUGGGCGCGAACCGCGUGGGCUGUACGAGCUGGCCCGCCAGCCGCGCCAUGACCUGCCCUCUGCGCAACGCUGGGCUGGACGCCCCCAGAAUGUCGUCGAGCCUGCGGCCGCGGCAGUUUGAGUACCACCCAACGGAGCCGCACCUGAUGGUGCUUGGCACGCUGCACGGGGACGUGGUGGUGCUCAACCACGAGUCAGACCGCCUCGUGGGCCACGUGCAGUCCGUUGGUGCACCACACUCCAUCCUCGGCCUCUGCUGGCUCAACAAGCACCCCAAUAGGCUGAUAGGCGGGUGUGACAACGGGUCGAUCCAGCUGUACGACGUAGAUCGCAUGCGCGCCUGCCUCGUCGCUGCCAUCGGCCGUUCCGCUGCCGCCGCAGCCAGCUCCACUGGCGCCAGCAGCAGCGGCACCGCCAGCAGCAAUGGCAGCAGCGUCGGUGGCGGCAGUGCGGGUGCGCUGACUGGCAGUGGAGGCCGGACUGCCGCCACAGCAGCAGCAGCAGCUGUGGCAGCAGUAGCACCGGCAGACAUGACGACCCCUCCCGCUGUGCUGGCAGCGCCAGCAGCAGGUGUAGUGCGUGCAGGAGGGCCGGUGUCAGGCAGUCCGCUUGGCCUUGGUGGCUCUGCGAGUAGAGGCUCUCCUGUGACUCCUGCGCGGUUGCGGCACCCUGCCAUCCACACAUAUGACGAGUUUGAGCAGCUCACAUCCGUGCAUGUCAACUGCACUGACGACCUCUUUCUUGCUAGCGGGUACUCGAACCACGUGGGGUUGUACGACGUGCACACGGGGCGGCGCCUGCAGACGCUGCACAACCUGCACGGCGAGCACAUCAACGUGCUCAAGUUCGCCCACCACUCGCCGCACGUCUUUGCCACCUCCUCCUUCGACCGCCACGUCAAGCUCUGGGACGCGCGCCAGCGCAUCUCCUCGUCGUCCUCCGGGGGCGGGUUUGGGGGGCUGUUUGCGCAGGGCCGGGAGAGCGUGCGGCCGAUUUACUCUGUGCGGAGCGACCGUGGCAAUGUGAUGGUGUGCUUCAGCCCUGAUGACCAGUUCCUGCUCUCCUCUGCUGUUGACAAUGAGGUGCGGCAGCACGUAGCAGUGGAUGGGCGGCUGCAGCAGCGGUUUGAGAUAGCAGCACUGGGCAGUGCGCACAACUACACGCGCUCCUACUACAUGAACGGGCGCGACUACAUUGUGUCGGGCAGCUGUGAGGAGAACGUCGUGCGCAUCUGCUGCGCUAAGACCGGCCGCCGCCUCCGCGACAUACCCCUCGAGGGCAAGGGCGGCAAGAGCUCCCUCUACGUGCAGUCACUGCGAGGAGACCCCUUCAGGGACUUCCAUCUCUCGGUGCUUGUGGCCUACAGCCAGCCCAACUCCCCCUCGGACAUUGUCAAGGUGAAUCUAGUGGCAGGCCCUCCGCACCGAAAGGGCCUUGACAGUGACUUCCAGACUCAGCCGUUGGCGUCUGUGGGUGCAUAG
Closterium sp. Yama58-4 is the source of this 8037-nucleotide messenger RNA. The record is from the annotation of a GenBank genome assembly. Lineage: Eukaryota; Viridiplantae; Streptophyta; Zygnematophyceae; Desmidiales; Closteriaceae.